ACUCGGUGGCCGAGCUCUGUCGCAGCCACUUCCUGCAGGAGGUGAACCGCAUCAUCGACGGGGCGACCGUCUGGUCGCAGAACGAGCGAAACCUCAGCUGCCAGCUCACCUUCCAGACGGAGGCGAUCCUGCAGCGGCUGAUGGUGAGGUUCGACAAGUUGCAUCUCGACUGCAACGACCACCUCUACAUCCAUGAUGGUGCUCAUGCCAUCAGUGGCAACCAUAAGGCUGACCUGUCCUGUCGAAACACCAAAGAGUCGGUGGGGACUCUCUACACACGCAGCAACUUUGUCACGCUGAACUACAAGACGGACGGCUGGGGCACCAGCAGAAACGGCUUCAAGAUUGUCAUUACUGCCUUCAAACCCGUCAGCAAGAACCAAGCUGCCGAGUGCGAUGGCUUCGUGUGCCAGCGGCACUGCAUCUCGAGCCACCUACAGUGCGACGGUGUGGUCCACUGUCCGGACGGUGGCGACGAGUCAGUCCGGGCCGGCUGCGUCGACGCUGGUCUGGUGCCGCUGCUGGGCGUGGACCAGACGCUGCUGGUCGGGGCGCUGGCCGGCGCCGCCGUAGUCAUCGUGGCCACCUCGCUGACGGUGGUCGUCUGCUACUGUCGACGCUCCCGGCGCCGGCGUGACGAUAGCGGCGCACUCAACGCCCACCGGAUGUCGGCCGGCGGCCAGGCGGCAGCCAACGGCCUGGGCUCCGGCCAUCCGAAGUCGACCUCGGAAAACUGGCGCUGCCCUGCGGCCCGGACGGGGUCACCCCCACGCACCCUCUGCUCACCGUUGCCGCCCGAGGGCCGGGGUCACACAGAGACUCCGGCGGGCCGAAGGAUGAGUGGUUUGUGUAGGGGGUGGAGCCUCCGCAGGGGGGCGUGGUCUGCCGGCCCUGGCAGCCGCGCCCACAUCGCCCACCGCUGUGACGUCAUCGGCGGACGUAUCGCGAGGACUCUGGUGGUCGGACUCGGAGCUAUAUGACGUCAUCCGCGGUGGAUCGCGAGGACUCUGGCAGUCGGAGCCUUAUGACGUCAUCGGCGGACGAAUCGGCUAUCAGCGCCGUAUGACGUCAUCUCGUCGCCCGUGACCAGGUGACGUCAUGACGGCGCUCCCCGCCGCCUCCUGACAUCUCGGCUAGAAGCGGAGCGCCGCUACCAGUGACGUCAGACGGAGAGACGCCGGCCGGACUGCGGCCUGCAGGUCGGCGCCAAAGCUCGGCCAGCACCAGACAUGGCGCCUCGCAGCGCUGGCUCUGCACCAGCGGCGCCCAGCCCAAGGCGGCCCAGCACAGCCCCAGCGUCCCCUCCGCCGCGACCUGGCCGCUCGACCUGACGUGGCCAGGUUGGGCGUCCCCACUCCAGUCUCGAGCUGAACAGCCUGUGCCUUCACGUAAGGCCCCGGUAUGUCCGCCGGUCGCUGCGCAGCCGAGCAGGGUGUGACGUCGGUGGUGGAGCUCAGCUUGCUCCAGCCGCGCUACACGAUUAGAUGCCUCCAGUCCCGUACCCUGACCCGGCCGGAUCCGAACACAGUGGCCGGCGCUUGCUGUCCGCUCCCAGAGAAAACGCGAUGUCACUCAUGUGCGCGCGCAUGUGUGUGGACUGGAAUGGGGGCGGGGAUGCAGGCUCGAACACAGACACCGGCUGUGUGGGCCAUCGAGGCGCUUUGCACCACCGGCCCGGGGGCUAGUCCAUCAUAUCAGGCGGCAUAUCAUGCGGCAUAUCAUGCGGCAUGCAUCAACCGUCAUCAUCGCGUAGUUCAUGUGAGGUCGUCACUCAUGGCUGUUCGCAUGCAAAACAGAGGCCCGUGGGACCUCCCCGACCGCGACGCGUGAUUGGUCGGGGCGGUGCUUCGAGCGUGCCCUUCCUUUGCCGGACGGCGCCAGAAUCAGGCCCGAACGCAUGGUCCGAAAGCGGAGAACGCCCCGCUGACGCACGCCAAGUGAGGCGCGUUUGAGGCUGGUGAUGUGGCGAGCGAAUAAAAGACGUCUGGCAGAUGAUCUAACCGAAAUGGAACAGUGGCAGGUCUAUAUCGAACGGCUGAUCUCCGAAUACAGAUUCUGCUAUCAC
Messenger RNA from Pollicipes pollicipes, 2065 nucleotides. RefSeq lists its product as uncharacterized. NCBI's taxonomy places the organism in Eukaryota, Metazoa, Arthropoda, Thecostraca, Pollicipedomorpha, Pollicipedidae. The record is from RefSeq and is a predicted model, not a curated record. Gene Ontology annotation, molecular function: protein binding.